Arvicanthis niloticus (Nile rat) is the source of this 1912-nucleotide messenger RNA. NCBI's taxonomy places the organism in Eukaryota, Metazoa, Chordata, Mammalia, Rodentia, Muridae. The record is from RefSeq and is a predicted model, not a curated record.
GGCCGGCCCGCCUAGGGAGCGGCUGGUCCCUGCGCAGAGCGACCACUUUCUGGAGAUCCUGCUCAAGUCCCCGCAGCUCACCUCUCUCGGCGCGCUCUCCAUCCGGACCCCUGGUCCCAGUCCCUAGCAGAGACAUGGAAGAAUUUUUGCAACGCGCCAAAUCUAAACUGGAUCGAAGUAAGCAAUUGGAGCAGGUCCAUGCAGUUAUUGGACCUAAGUCAUGUGACCUGGAUUCUCUCAUUUCUGCCUUCACAUAUGCGUACUUUCUGGACAAGGUCAGUCCUCCUGGGGUCCUCUGCUUGCCAGUGCUGAAUAUUCCAAGAACUGAAUUCAACUAUUUCACAGAGACAAGAUUUAUUUUAGAAGAGUUGAACAUCUCUGAAUCAUUCCACAUAUUCCGAGAUGAGAUUAACCUGCAUCAGCUGAAUGAUGAGGGGAAGCUGUCAAUAACACUCGUGGGCAGCCACGUCUUGGGGAGUGAGGACAGAACUUUGGAAUCCGCAGUUGUCAGAGUCAUUAACCCCGGAGAGCAGAGUGAUGGUGAGCUGGGGUUCCCGGAGUCUUCCUCCUCGCUGGUGCUGAAGGAGCUCCUGCGUGAGGCUCCGGAGCUCAUCACCCAGCAGCUGGCACAUCUCCUCAGAGGCAGUAUCCUGUUCAAGUGGAUGACCAUGGAUCCUGAGCUCCCAGAGAAGCAGGAGGAGAUUCUCUCCCUUCUGGAAGAACAGUUUCCCAACCUGCCUCCAAGGGAUGAUAUCAUCAGCGUGCUGCAGGAGAGCCAGCUCAGUGCUCAGGGUUUAAGUCUUGAACAAACAAUGUUGAAAGAUCUAAAGGAGCUGUCAGAUGGUGAAAUCAAAGUGGCCAUCAGCACUGUGAACAUGUCCCUGGAGGUGAGAAAGGCUGGGUAUUCUCCACUGGUACAUGACUAGCAAGAGGAGGAGGCUUUGAACCCAGGAACUUCACGAGAUCACUGGGUUCCACUGCACUUCUGGAUAUUGUAUAGAGGAAGUAAGUAGCUGUGGGAUUAAGGCUUAUAAUCUGCAAUGAAUUAUCAACUAGAUUCAUGAACUGUUUCUAACAUCUUUUUAAAUUGAGCAACUCCUUGAACUAGCUCUAUUCAUCAUAAAUGAUAUGUUUCUUUUGACUGGACCACAGCUGUCCAUUGAGCAAACAGUGCUGCUUACUCAAUACUAUUUUGACUCUCGUGUUCAGCAAAGUUUGGCAAAUGAUUACAUAGGUAAUUUCUGACCUUUGGGUACUUACAGCCUAGUAUAAAUUUUAUAAUUUAUAAUCCCAAAUUAUAAAAUCAGGUGAGGGCACAAAGAUAGUAUUAGUCUCCUCAGCCAGUGACUCUUGGUUACAACUUUGAAGGAUGAAGAGGAUCCAGGCAGAAAGACAGCUUAAGAUACAGAAUGUUCUAGAAUGUUCCUAGAGGAAUGGAUAAAAAGAAAAUUUUAGACGUCAGUGAUGUUAAGUUGCUAUGGCAUAGGAAGAGAAGAGGUUGCCAUAGGGAGUGACCAAAUCAGGAGAAGCUUGACUAUGAAGGACUCUGGGUACCAUGCUGUGAGACACAGCAUUCUGUGAUAGGAAAUGGAGACUGCCAGAGAGAAGCAGCUGGUCUGCUAAGGAAACCAUGGGUGCUGCCAUGGUGACCAGCCAGGCUGGAACAGCUGGGUGUCUGGAUCAAAGCAUCAUCUGUAAUUCUACCUCAAGAAAAAAAUUCUACAUAUGAAGAGAAAUGGCAAAUGAGUAAAAGUUGGAAAACUAUCCAUGAGGAUACAUUGAGACUAAGAGGAGUAAGCUGAUUGCUAAAAGAAUUUUAAAAAAAAAAAAAAAACAGUAUUAUAACAAUGUAAGCAGAAAAUAAAAUAAUAAAAAGAAAAAAAAAAAACCCUUGAUAAUAAAAUAAGAAAAA